Molecule: messenger RNA, 1174 nt
Organism: Anopheles cruzii
Lineage: Eukaryota; Metazoa; Arthropoda; Insecta; Diptera; Culicidae
Gene: yellow-g2
Exons: 2
Coding region: 1-1173 (390 amino acids)
Cellular component (GO): extracellular region
Source: RefSeq, a predicted model, not a curated record
AUGGACGCCACGGUAGGGAGUACCCGGCGGUUAUCGUCGGUGACGCUUCUGGGGUUGGUGGCGAUGGCCAGUUUCCUGGCCACCGGUGUCCGGGCUGCCUGCACCUCGGAGAACUGUACACGUACCAUCUACACCUGGGAGGGCGGUCGCAUCGUGUGGCCGUGCCCGACCACGAAGAGGCUUAUCACGAACAGUGGCAAGUACACGCCACGCGAUCUGAUCGCCAUGCGUUGUCAGCGGGCGGGUUCGCACACGAUCUGUGCCUUCCCGCGCUACAAGAGCAGCAAUCCGAUCACGCUCAGCAAGGUGUACGCGACGAAGAAGGGUUGCGACGUUAAGUUCGAACCGUUCCCGUGCUGGUCCGAGCAGGAGGAAGGUAACUGCAAUGCCCUACAGUCGGUGAUCGAUCUGUACAGUGACGGUGACUACGUUUGGGUGUUGGACGGUGGCGUCACGCAGUCUCUCCGGACGCCAACUCAACGCUGCCCACCGAAAGUGGUCGUGUACGACAGUAAGUCGGGCAAGAAGCUGAAAACGAUCAGUCUGGCCCGCUACGUAACGGACAAAUCGCGGCUACAGUACAUCCAGGUCGAGUGUCUGAAGGGUGGACGAUGCUACGUGUACGUCAGCGAUCCCGGUAACAACGCGAUCAUCGUCUACGACGUGUACGGAGGCCGUGGGUAUCGGGUAAUACUGCCCAAAGCGGUCCACAUGGGAUGCCGUUAUCGGGACGUGCUGUACAUUUUCCUCUCCAAGCACAAGGAAGGAACGCGGCUCUACUUUACCUACCUCGGAGGUAGCCGACUGUUCGCCAUCAAGACGGAACAUUUGCGAAAGGGACACGGCGGCAACAUCAUCGAUAUCGGUGAAAAGCCACACGUGCCGGUGAUCCUCGGAACGGACGGUGGCAGCGGAGUGUUCUUCCGUGAGGAAGGUGACUCGCACAUCUACUACUGGAGCACGAACAGUUGCUACAAGAAGGCCAACUUCAAGCUGGUUUACAAGAGUCAGGUUGGCCUGUUCGCUACACAUGUCUUCCCCGAUGCCAAGCUCAACCGUCUCCUGGUUUUGGAAAACGAUUUCCCGAGCUACGUCAAGGAUCAUGCCGGCUGCGGCACGCUGCACCAGAUCUCCAUUCUCGAUGGAAGCUGCAAAUGUAACGCAGGCUCAUAAA